UAAGAUCGUAACCAAACAUGCUCAACGCCUCUGAGUGUAUCAUUUGAAGUCAAGGUGCGACUGUUUAUAUCCAUAUCAAACUUCACGUUCGAAUAAAGGCCGACAUAUUCCACCUAGUGCAAAAUAAGUCACAACCGUCACCUGAAAGAAAAGUAACCCCUAUAUCCCAAAUUCAACAGGAAACUAAGAAUGAGCAUUUCAUUAAUACGAGUGGAGGCCCCAGAUGAAAAGUGGGAAGAUGAACGAAAUGAACCUGAAAUAACUCCUGCCUUGCCUGCUGUACUUGGGAGAGGUUCUUUGUUAAGGUGUGGAGAGAAAAAAAUCUCACGUCGACAUGCAUACCUUGACUGGGAUGAUGAUGGUGUUACACUGACAUCGGUUCAUCAAAAUCCAACUUAUGCUUUAGUUAAAGGUGUUCUGAAAGAAUUGACAGAAGGUGAUGCUCUUUUUCUCUCACAUGGAGACAAAUUUGGGCUUCUGAAAGAUAAAUAUUGGUACAUGAUUAGUCUACCAGACUCUUGUAAAGAAGAAAAGACCACAGCUGAGGAUAGAAAGCAGAAAGUUUCAGACAAUGAAAUACAGGACAUAUCCAAGCGAGAUGACAGUGAUUCUAAACUACCUGAUAAAGAUCAGGAAAAUAGGAGUAAUGCAGUGGAGAAUAUCUCCUCCAUUAAAGAUUCUGCAAAUAAUAUUAGGACCAAAGACACAAGUGUAAAAAUAUGUGAUGGGGAAACCACUAGUAACCUUAGAGCGUCUAAGGAUCAGAUUAACAAAAAUGAAGAUAUUGCUGAUGAUACUUCAAGUUACAGUGGAAAAGAUCUUUUGUCAGCCAAAGUUAAUGUAAAUAAGAUAGAUGAUUCUAUGAAAAUCCAAGAAACCGUAUCUGCCAAGGAACUCCAGGAAGCUGUGUCAAGUAAAAGAAGAGAUUUACCUGCUUGGCUGAAAAGUACAGAAGUGGUGAAAAAGUUACCACCAGGAAAAGAAAAUGAAGUUCAUACAACCUCUCAUGGUGGUAGACGCAAAACUCAAGCAAGCUCCACGAAAAGAAAGGCUUCAAACAAUCCUAGGAAUAGCAGAGAUGCUUCAGUAGCUGUACCUAAGACAGAUGCAAACAAUCCAAACGGCUGCGAUGUAGGCAAAGGAGAAGAGGGAGUCAUUAGUGGGAACGGUAAACAUCCGAAGCAGCAGGUUUUACAAAAAGACAAUCACAAACAUUCCAGCAAUAAUAGGAAAGUUGAUGCAAGUCCUAGAAAGAGAACUCCUACUAAAAAGAAAGGCUCUCCUUUAAAAAAUAAUACAAAAGGACUUCAUGUCAUUAGUGAUGAAGACAGUGAAUAUGAUUCAGGGAAUGAACCUGAUGAACCUCAAGCUAAAACAUCAAAGGAGGCCAAGACUACAGUGCAACAUCAUUCAGUUACAAAGCAUGACAUGAGUGAUGAGGGCGAGGAAUCGGCCACUGGCAGUGAAGAGAAUAAAGCAACACCUAAUAAAAACAAACAAAUCACUCCGACUACAAAUGCAGCAAGAGGGUUGCCAUCACGUGUUCUUAAGAAGAAACCAAGACAGCCUUGCCAAUAUGGAGAUAAAUGCUACAGAAAAAACCAAAAACAUCUUGCUGACUUUUCUCAUGUUGGAGAUUCCGAUUACCAUGAAGAUUCUUCGGAUCCUGAAGCUUCUGAUGAUGACAGACCUCAGUGUGAGUACGGAGUUGAUUGCUAUCGCAAAAAUCCUCAGCAUCGCAAAGACUAUAGACACAGCAGAAUACCACAGCCUCAAAGAAGAGCAAAGCGAAAAGCUCGUCAGCAGAAACAAAAUGACAAUGAUGAUUCUGAUGAUUAUGAUUAUGAUGACCCAUUCCUGAAUGAUGAGAGUUCAGAUGACUAUGCUCCAACUGAUUCUGAAUCAUUUAUGGAAGAUGAUGAUGAUACACAAAGUACACUUGAAGAAGGGAAGAAAUUUGUGAAAAAAAGGAAAUAAGGUGAUGCCAAGAGGAGGAGGAGGACUACAUUGAUGAUGUUGGCUGAACAUCUUUUGGAUUUGCAUAUUGCUACAAGAACUAGUCAAGAGUGGCCUGAACUCCGUUACUCUUCUUUUCAGCUGAAACAAUCAUAUAAGGAGCAUUACCCCUAUAAUCUGAGGAAAGCAUUCAGCAUUGGGGUCCACCUCCCCGGAAAUCACAAGGUGCAAUCUUUCCCCUCUUUUCAUGGCAUUUUAUCAUCGUUACCUUAUUUUCCAACAGUAGCACCGUCAUCAAGAAUUGUUUUUGGAGCCAUGAGACAAAUAUUAAAGGCACAAAUUCAGUUCAAGUGAAACACUGAAUAACAUGUAUGCAAACACUUGUGAAUACACUGUCAAGAACCAUUACUGUUAAACAUCAUGUACUAUGACAAUCUUAAGCCUAUUGUGGUUUUGUUUUAUACAAUACAUUACUGCACACUUGUAUUUUUUAUUAAUUUUUUCAUUCAAUACAACCAAACUUCAUGUAAAUACAACAACUUUUUUCUAUUUAUUUUAUGCUGUACAUUAUUGCAUAAUUAUUACUUUAUUAUAUAUGUAUAUUGUUAAAUUUGUUUUUAUGUUAUUUAGCAUCUUUAGUGAUCUCUAUAUAUGUAUAGCUAUAUAACAUUUUGUUGUUGACUGACUUAAAAUUGUCUAAAAUGAUUCAUAUCAACUUUUUAAUUUUUCCUAUUAUUUUUAAGAAAAAUCUUUGUAAAAUAAAAAAUGAUGGAACACAAAAUGACAGAACUGGAGAUAGACCGUGUGUAUAUAUGAAAUUCAGUCACAGUUCUACAGGUUUGCUAAUGUUUGCAUGGAAGGACAGAACUUUAUAUUCACCCUUUGGCUUUUUAUAAUUUAAUUUGGCUUUAAGAAAGGACUGUCAUUAGCGUAAUUCAACUCAUGGGGAACCUGUACAUUUACUCUGUUUUGACUUAAUGUACUCAAUUCCAUUUUAAUGAUCUUAAGGAAUAUCAUGCAUCUAUACUCUGUUUUUUUCCAUCUGUCCAUCCGCCUGUGGUGUUUUCGCGUGGUAACACUGCGUCCCGGGCUUUAAAUAGUUACGCUAUGUGUAAGUUUUAGGUAAAUAAAAGGGUAUCUGGGUGUACAUUUGCAACUGAAAAGUGUUUUAAUAAAUUACUGUAUGCUAAUUGCACCAGUAAUAUUCGAAAUAGGAUAUUAUUAUUAUUGUUGAAUGUAAGCUGAAUGUAAUUAUCUACAGCCCGGGAAGCAGUGUUACCAUACGCAUGAACCACAGCCGGAUGGACAGAUGGAAAAAAACAGAGUAUAGGUAAAUUUUUAUGUAAAGAAUAGAUAUUCAGAGGAUUAUACUUUUGCCCGUAGUUCUUUUGAUAUGUAUUUUAUGUGGAGCUAUGUGUGGAGGGCAUAUGAAACUGUUUUAGUAGCACAAUAAUAAUGUGUAAUAUAUAGUGGUUAGUGUCAUGGAUUGCCACUCAGAUGUUGCAGGUUUGCUUCUCAAAUUGUUCGCACUUUUCUGGAUACGCUUGUCACUGCAUAACCUUAUGAUUCAGUUGCAAGAAAUUUGAAAAGGUUAUGAUGUGUUAUAGAACAGUGAUGAUAUAUAUUUUUUUAUUAAUUAACCCUGAGAUUUUGGGCUUCCCAAAAUUUGUUUGUGACAAAGCAUCAAAGCAUACAAUAAUAGAUUAUGAACAAAGCAGUG
Macrobrachium nipponense is the source of this 3676-nucleotide messenger RNA. Its product is annotated as aprataxin and PNK-like factor. The transcript is spliced from 10 exons. NCBI's taxonomy places the organism in Eukaryota, Metazoa, Arthropoda, Malacostraca, Decapoda, Palaemonidae. Gene Ontology annotation, molecular function: protein binding; 3'-5' exonuclease activity; DNA-(apurinic or apyrimidinic site) endonuclease activity. The record is from RefSeq and is a predicted model, not a curated record. Gene Ontology annotation, biological process: double-strand break repair. Gene Ontology annotation, cellular component: site of double-strand break; nucleus. The coding region runs from base 190 to 1977 and encodes 595 amino acids.